Molecule: messenger RNA, 258 nt
Organism: Enterobius vermicularis (human pinworm)
Lineage: Eukaryota; Metazoa; Nematoda; Chromadorea; Rhabditida; Oxyuridae
Source: the annotation of a GenBank genome assembly
AUGGACGCUACAGCAUUUGUUGAAACUAUCCUAGCUGUUCGAUAUGCUCCUCAACUUAUUAAAUCUGGUACAUCGAUUAGGCAGCGGAUUUUGAGUUUAACUCCGCUGCAGUCUGGCACAACGUGCUUAGAAAGGAAACAUAAGCUGGGGAAGAUAGGCAAUUUGAAGAGCGAUUUGGCAAAUUUUGGAGUCUUAGACGGCAUAACUGCUUCGCAGUUUGCUGUAGUCGUGGGGUCACGUCGACCACGUCCAGCCUAG